Penicillium odoratum is the source of this 2508-nucleotide messenger RNA. Its product is annotated as UNC45-central domain-containing protein. Lineage: Eukaryota; Fungi; Ascomycota; Eurotiomycetes; Eurotiales; Aspergillaceae. The record is from RefSeq and is a predicted model, not a curated record. Bases 1 to 2508 code for a protein of 835 amino acids. The transcript is spliced from 2 exons.
AUGGUUCUAGCAACGGGUGAAGAGCGCGCUGCACACCUGGCACGGGAGGCUGUUGAGCUGGUUGACGCUGGCCACCGAGAGGCAGCCUCACGAAACCUGCGCGAAGCAGUCUCUAUCGCCCCCGAAAACCCCGACGUGAAAGCGGCGUUCCUCAAAAUUCAACAAGAGGAAGAAAAUUGCCACCAACUACUCGAGCUCUGCCGACGUUAUACAACCCACCAGGAUGAGUCCGCCGGAAAGGAAGCCGUCGCUUAUCUUCGCACAGACGGCUUAAAGCCCCCAGAGAAUGUUGCACUGGAAUCACUCAAAUUGCUGCUGGGGCGGCCAGCCCAUGCUUUCUCCGAGAUCCAAGACGAUAUUAUCUCCGGACUAGUCCGAAACAAUUCCAGUGUUCGUCAGUACUUUUCCAAUGAGUUGCAGGUCUCUGUGACCACUUUUUUCGACGAGAUCUAUGACCGAGGCGAUGGAGCGGCGGUGUGUAUUGACACGGUGGUCUUGGACCCCAGUAUUUGGCCCUCAGAGGAGAAACGACUGCACUGUGAAAGCGAAUUAUUCCAACUCUUCCUGGCGAAGCUGAUGGAGUCGGGUCACGACCUGGAUGGCCGUUCGCUGAAAGGAAUCGCUCGGCUGCUCGUCGUCGAUGCUGAGCGACUCCAGCACCUGGUGGAUGAUGAGGAAUUCGAGGUCAUCCUGACAUCUCUUGACAACCGACUGCCGCAGGAACUGCGCAGCCAGGCCACUCUCGCCACUGCGAAGUACCUGGAAGUGGCCAAGGAGAAGGGCGAGAAGCAAUUCUUCACCCUUAUCGCAGCUAUGUUUGCAAAGGGUCGCCUGGAUGACUAUAUCAUUGCAUUCUCCGCGGUUACUGCAGUUUUUCCCGUGGCCCCCACUGCUGCGGCCAAUGUCUUCUUGUCAGAUGAGUUCAUGCGGUUGCUGACCCCAUUGGUAUCACGAGAUGCGAAGCGCAAGAAAAUCGAGGUUGGCGUGCUGGAGCUACUAAACGCAGCAUGUGUCAGUCGUCCGUGUCGUGAAGCGAUUUCUAAGAAUUUCUCUGAAUGGCUGUCACAUACCCUCACCAACGGCAGUGAUGAGGGCUCGGAAUUGGCGGCAGUGGUUCUCGCAAAGAUUCGAGCCUCGGAGGCAACCCAGCCUUCUGAAAAUGGUAAGCCCCAGGUGGAAGACAGCGGGGUCUCUGACCUGGUUCAACGUUUUAAGGGACUGAUGUCUGAAUCUAAGCCUGCGAACACCUCCCACGCCAUUGAGGGCUUGGCUUACUCCUCUGUGAAGCCCGCGGUCAAGGACCAGUUGGCCCAAGACCCCUCAUUUCUGCGCGAAUUGAUCACGGUUUUGAAACAGCACACUACUGACUCCUCUAUCCUGUUCGGUGGAUUGAUGAUUAUGUUGAACCUCACCAAAUUUCUCCCCAGCCUUUCCGAAGAGCAGAAGAAGAUGGGCCAGUUGAAGGACUACGCAGACGCCUCCGCUAGUAAGGCUCGGGCUGGCCCGGACCCCCGUGAGGAGGAAGAAGCGGUACUUGUCCGCUGCGGUCUUGUCAUCGAUGCGGGAAUCAUGUCGCUUCUUGUUGAGUGUGGCCGCCUUGCCAUGCCCGCCAUUCAUGGCCUCACGGCUCAAAUCCUAUUGGCACUGGCCCGGCAUCGAAAGUCACGAGGCCUCUUGGCCCAGCAAGGUGCCGUCAAACUUUUACUUGGGCUUGCCAUCCCUAAGCAAGGAAGCUCAAUUAUCAUCACUGAAACAACGCAAAACGCCUCUCAUGCCCUCGCUGGAAUUCUUGUAUCUGUCGACCCAUCUCUUGUGUUCCCAUCUUCCGGAUUCCCUCAAGUCACAUCUGCUGUACGCCCUUUGCUAUCCCUUCUCACAUCACCCGAGACCGGGUCGGUCUCUGGCGACCAACCCCGUGACCUGCUACCAGUGUUCGAGGGCUUGCUUGCCUUGACAAACCUUGCUUCCUACCCACAUGAUGAGACACCCGCCGACCUCAUCGUCCGAGAGGGUUGGUCCUCGGUGGAAGAUCUUCUUCUGUCCAGUAAUUCUCUUGUGCAGCGGGCUGCCUGUGAACUGGUCUGCAACUUGAUGACCAUCGAGUCUGGGAUUGUCAAGUUUGCCGACGGCUCGAAGCGUGCUGCUCAGCGACUCCACAUCAUUCUGGCUCUCACCGAUGCAGAUGAUUUUGCGACGCGGCGUGCGGCUGGCGGGGCAAUCGCCAUGCUAACGGAGUAUGAUGCAGCCAUUGCGGCGAUAUUGGAACGACCGCGCGGGGUGGAGUUGCUCCUGGGACUCUGUCAAGAAGACGACGAUGGGCUUCUUCACCGGGGGGCGGUGUGUGUGCGCAACCUGACCUGCGCAUCUGGUGACAUUGGGGCACGUGCCAAGGAGGCAGUCCGCGUCGCGGGGGGUAUUGACACAUUGACUGGUCUCAUCAAAAAAUCAUCCAACCCAGCCGUGUUGCAGUCCGCGGUGGAAGCAUUGAAGCCGCUGGUCCAGCAGUAG